UAAAGCCGCCAUGAUACAUGUUCGCGACCCGUAACGCCUCUACGCGACGUACGAACGAAGAACAUCUGGAUUAGAGCCGUAGCUCGCCGUAGCUGUUGCUGUUGCACGCAAAGUCAGUGCAUAACGUAUUUUACGCGAAUAUUCGAUUCACAUGGACAAUUCCUAAUGAUCGGUAGUAUACGACACAUAUCGUGAAGUCCUUUUAAUUGAGAACUUUUUGUGUAUUUACGAAUACCCGAACGAUAGUCCGAUCCGUUGGGUUUCGGGAACACGUAACUGAUUGUUUCUUCAGAAAACAUGGCUGAAUAUCAUUUCGAUGGUGUGGUGAAAUUGUGUGUACAGAAUUAUUAAAACGAUAUCCUGCUCUUUUGAACACAUUGAACUGCCGGCAAAAUGACAUCGAUACAUUUCGCCGUGCAUCCGUUACCCGGAACAGACGAUCAACUGCAUGAUAGGUUAAAAGAAGUGGGAGAGAGGAUCAACAGAUACGGAUUUGCUACAUUACCAGCAUUUAAUGGUCUAAAGAUUGCAGUAAAACAUAUUGUUGUUGGACCAACACAUAUUGCUCUUCUUACAGAAGACUCUAAAGUUUGUAGGGUUGCAUUUACAGUAUUGUCAGAUAGAUUGGAUCUAAGUAAAAAUGAACCAAACAGAAACACAAAUAAAAGUCAUGUUGGGAAUUCAAAUUCAGCCCCAAGUGGUGGUGGAAGUAGUGGAAGCGGGGGCAGAGGCAUGUCUAGAACACGUGCUAGAAUUAUGCGUGGUAGUUCGCGAGGUGGUAGCAGCGGUGGAAGCAGUAGCGGUGGUAGGAUAGGUCCUCCGGGUGUAAUCAUGGGAGGAGGAAGUAGCAGCAGCAGUUCACGUCCCAUUGCACCAGUACCUGCACCAUUUGUGCCCGAGGAUCUUAUAUCGCAGGCUCAAGUGGUACUACAAGGAAAAAGUCGCAACCUUAUUAUUAGAGAAUUGCAGCGUACAAAUUUAGAUGUAAACUUAGCAGUAAAUAAUUUACUCUCACGGGACGACGAAGAAGGUGAUGAUGCAGAAGAUGCAGCAGAUACCUAUGUCCCCGAAGAUCUCAUAUCUUUGUUGGAUGGUGGGUUUAGUAAUGAACAUUCUGUUAUAAUCGACGCGGAUUCUAUGUUUUCUGAAGACGUGUUUGGAUAUACAGGAAUGAGAAGCCGUGGAAGUUCUUCGCGCAGAAUAGGCAAUGAUAGAGAAGGUGAUCGUACGUCAGAACGGGAUAGAGAUCGCGAUAGUUUCAGUAGAUGGAGAGAUCGUCAGUAUUGCGGACCACGCCGUUGGUUGGAAACAGCUCUCAAAGAAUCAUGGGAGAAAGAUUCUGAUAAUAAAAAGAAGGAAUUGGCUUCUCAAAGUCCUUUAUGGAUAUCAGAAGAAUUGGAAUGGUGGCAUGAACGUAGUUCGAAUCCUGCUCCCCGUUUUGUACAGAUUGCUUCACUUUACAGUGAAUUAGUUGCUGUUUCUGCCGGGGGUCAUUUAUAUCAGUGGAAGUGGUCUGAAUCAGAACCUUACAAACAUCCAGAGAAUCCAAACAUACACCAUCCGAAAGCUCCAUGGCUAGCUAUAACAUUAGAAAAGAUAGUAAAUAUAUCAGCGACUGCAAUCCGUUGUUCAAUUAGCACCGAAAGUGGUAAAGUAGCUACCUGGCUUGACGAACUUGUAGGCCAUGUUGCUUCUCGACUUGAACAUCCAGCGCAAAGAUUUACUGAAUUUACAUUGGACAAGAUAGUAUCUCUUCACACUUGUGCUCUGUACACAGUUGCUAGAUUGGAAAGUGGUACAUUAUACUGGUGGGGAGUUUUACCGUUCGCACAGCGCAAAAAAUUAUGGGAAAAGUACAAGGCUAAGUCGCGCAAACACAGGUCAUCGACUGCAUCUUCGAAUGAUAUUAGCUAUGGCACACAUGUUUGUAUGAAAAAUAGUCCUAUAUAUCAACCAGGAGCAAUAGGAUUCACAAUAGCCAACGGGGUACCAAAAGUAGGACAACUAUUAGUAGCUGCUUGGAAUUUAGAUUCGACCUGCAGAUUCAAAGUACUACCAGCUGGAACUCAUUUGCUUAAUGCUACUACAGACAAACGAGAAACAAGUGGAAACAACGGAACUGGUACUAUUACUAAGACAAAUCAUAAAGAGACCGCAGACCGUCUUGAUAUGCCUCCACCACCUUCACCAGCUUCGAGCACAUGUAGUGAUACUGGUAGCAUUACAACAAGUCACAAAAGGCAAAAACGAGUUGCACCUAGAAGCGAAGGGGAAUCCGAACGAAAAGAUGAAGAAGAAUGGCAAUUGAAGGACGUUGUUUUCGUAGAGGACGUUAAGACUGUUCCUAUUGGUAAAGUUAUAAAAGUGGAUGGCUACUAUGUUGCUGUGAAAUUCUUUUCAAAAGAUUCGAAGGAAAAAGAGAAAGAAAUUAAGGAGAAGGACUUUAGUACGUCAGACUUUAAAGAUCUGACAGCAGAAGAAUCAAUCAAAUUGUUAGCCGAUUGUCGAUUGCUGAGAAAGGACGAGCUACAAGUAAUCAAAUCAUCCAUGAAUCCAAGAGCUCCAGAUUGUUUCCAACGAACUCCUAGAAGAGUAAAUAUUGUUGAAGGAUCUACCGAUAAUAUAUUAACCAUUGCUACAGACGGACAAGGUAUUCACGCAAUAGUUAAAAAAGGAAACAAGUUGAGUUACGUGGUAUAUAAUUUGAGUACUGGCAGACACGUUCAAGAUUGCUAUAUUCCAUCGGAUAUAUCAUGUUUCUUGGGUUUACAGCCUCAAAAUAUCAGUCUUACAAACGCAGGAGAGAAUAUCGAAUGUUCUAUGAUUCUAAGAGAUGGAAAUAAUACGAUCUAUCCGUUGGUAAAAGAUUGUGCUGGUGCUAUUCGUGAUCCACACUGCUUAGAUUUAGUUCCAGUAAUUUGUAUUGGUGCUUCGACCAUUCCUAUACCAAAUUGUUCGAAUUCAACUAAUAUGAAGAACAAAGUUGCCGUUGUUGCACUAGCAUUUGAUAACCUUUUGCUUAUGCCGCGUAUACUAAGGUGCGAUUACGACAGCGUGAAACAAGUGUUCUGUAAUCUGGAACAAGACCAUAAAAACAAUGCUGCACAAAUUCAGGCAAUAUUAACCGAACGUUGCGAUGGCAAUCGCAACAUUCUACAUGCCUGUAUUAGUAUGUGUUCACCAACUUCCAAUAAAGAGAACGAUCAAGGUAUCGAACGCGAGCUGGUAACGAAUGCAGUCGACGGCGCGUCUGCACCAAUUGAGGAACCAAUACCAACCCUAAGUUGGCCACCCGAAGCUUUUGAUAACACAUCAGGAGAAGAGGAUAGUUUACUUAGCAUUGGCGCUGCCAGUAUAUCUAUGAUGAACAAAUCAGGUAAAAGUGUCGGAACUACAUCCAAUAAUACUUAUAUCAUAGACUCUGUUGAAAGAAGGAACAAUGCGUUGCUUAUAUUAAAAUACAUGUGCGAGAGCAUCGUAUUGACACCUCAUCUGAAAGAAUUACUCAUGGCGAAGGAUGCCCAAGGUCAGACACCAUUGAUGUUAGCUGUGUCGGUUCGUGCGUAUCACGCGGCUCUCAUCUUAUUAGACACUAUUCAAAGAGUUGGCAAAGAUCAAAAAGAGUGUCUCGCCAUGAUAUUACACCCUGAUGCAAAUCCGGAUUUAUCACCUUUGUUCGUUACAUGUUGUAACGACACCUGUAGUUUUACUUGGACUGGAACACAGCACAUUGACCAGAAUAUUUAUGAAUGUAGAACUUGUGGUUUAACCGGCUCCUUGUGCUGUUGCACGGAAUGUGCUCGCGUUUGUCAUCGAGGACAUGAUUGCAAAAUGAAGAUAACAUCUCCGACGGCCUAUUGCGAUUGUUGGGAGAAAUGUAAAUGUCGUGCUCUGAUCGCGGGACAUCAAAGUGCCCGUUAUCAAUUAUUAUGUCGCCUUGUAGUUAAUACCGAUCUUGCGACAAAGAUAAAUUCACGGGGAGAGUGCAUUUUAUUAUUCUUAGUGCAGACUGUAGGUAGACAAAUGAUGGAGCAAAGGCAAUGCCGGUCAGCACCUCGGCAACGAUCGACAUCCGUCAGUCGCAAAGGGACGUCUUCGGAUGGCGUGGAUGCAGAUUCGGAUAUGCCAGAGCAUGAUUUAGAACCACCCCGUUUCAGUCGAAGGGCUCUAGAAAGAUUGCUCAACGACUGGCCAGCGGUCCAGUGUAUGAUAAUGUCAGGCGUCUCUACAAACGGGAACGAUCAAUUAUUUGGAGACCAAGGACAAUUGUGUCGUCAGAGCGGCACCGCGUUGCUCGACAAGUUUACCCACUCGCUUUUGGUUAAAUGCAGCGCAGAGAUGCUCGAUACCCUCUUAACGACUUUGAUUCGAGAAAUGCAAAAUGAUUCGGUUCCAGGACGCCAAGACGAAGCGACUAAUGUUUCGCGUCGGUUCGUUCGGUCCGUAGCUCGAAUAUUUGUUAUUUUUACAAUUGAGAUGGCACCGGUAAAAAAAAGGAGGAACACCACUCAAACUUCGCAGCCGUUGAUGAAAUGUCGUAAAGUAUUCAAGGCAUUGAUCAAAUUAGCAGUCGAAGAAUUAUGCGAGACAGCCGACUCUUUGAUAGCGCCUGUGAGAUUGGGCGUAGCGCGACCAACGGCACCGUUCACGCUGACCCAUUCAGCGAUAGAAGUGAUCAACGGCUCCGAGGAGCUGUUUUCCAUAGAGCCGUUGAUACCUCAGAGCGGAGUCAGCUCCCAGGCAUUGGAUCCUACAUUACAAACACAACAAGGGAACAAUAACAUAACUAUCGCCAGAGACGUUUCUGCUAUGGAUGAGGCUGAAGGUGGUGAUGAAGGUCCUAUGGAUGUAGAUGGUGACAUAAGCGAGCACGAAGAAUCCGGAGUAUCGGGAACUGUCGCUGGGCAGCCGAUGGGCGACAUGGACAGCAAUACCGGGGGCGUGGGUGAAGAACAAGUAGGAGAUGGAGAAUCGGAUACGGAACUCGAUCUUCUCGCGGAGGCGGAGACCGAAUCAGACUCUGACGAUAAUCAUAGCAAUCAGGAUGCAGCGUCCGCUCAACGGAGUGUGCAAACCGGUGCUACAGCUGGUUCCGACGGUGGAAUGGGAUCGAUUUUAUUAUUCCCGGAGGAUGAGUCUGGCGAAUCGAGCCAGCAGGAGGAUGACGAAAGCGAAGCGGGGGAGACCGACGAGCAAGACAACGAGGAUUUUCAGAUUGGCGAUGAACAAUUGGAGAGACGAAGUGGUUCCUCCGGCCAUUUACACCGCAAUAAUCUUGCACCCGUUUCUAUGCAAUGGGCGAUACGUAAUCGCGAAACAAGUACGCGUACAGCAGGAUUACGGGUAGCAGGUGGCAGUAAUUUGGUUUUUUUUGACCCCGCGUCUAUGAGGCGUACCACUACAACGUCAACGGUUGCAGCUACACAAGAACCCAUUAUAAUGGGCACCACCACCAGUUGUUUGGCACGCGCGUUUGGCCUUGUUAUCCGACAGAUAGCCGAUCUUCUAGUUAUGAUGCAAGAUUAUAAAACGUUGGCACCAUUUUUGCCGCGGCUGAUGGAAGUUACCUACCAGGACGCGUUGAACUUACAGACGUAUCUCGAAACGCAUUUGAAACCAACAUGGGACUGGCUAUUAACGGUUAUGGAUGCUACGGAAGCACAGUUGAGAUUCGGUGUAUCCUUGACAUGUAGCGCAGAUCCUACGCAUCCGGAGCACCCAUUGAACAAUGCCCCGUCGCUCUCUGGUGGGAAUUUUACCGGGUUACUGAACACCGCGGCUUUAUCUUUGACUUUACAGUCUAAUACAGGUCGGAAUCAACGCAGUGGUAUCGCUACCAGCACCAAUAUCUCCACUCCACAAGCUUCUACAAGACUCACCGUUGGUUUUGCAGGCGUUGGUGAACCUUCCAGAAAUAGUAGAGAACGCGAAGGUAGCGAAAUACACCUGGCACGACGUGAAUUUUUGUCCUAUUGCCUGUCCUUAAUGCGUGCUCACAAUGGCGAACACAGAGACAGCCUGCCGGUGUUGGACGUUUCAUCUUUGAGACACGUAGCCUACGUAUUCGAUGCAUUAGUCUAUUAUAUGCGUUCGCUUUCGGAACCGAUGUCGGCUCGCGGGGAAACCCACAAAGGCUCGUCGAAUUACUCGAGUUGGAACGAUCAGGAUGAAAAUGACAACGACGAAGGAGAAGAAUACAAUUCUCCCGUGCCUACGGCAAUGGAAACAGACUCUGUUGAUUAUCCGGACUUGCUUCAAGUUCCUAUUUGCGGAUCAGGAAAUAACAAGGACAGCACGCCGAAAGGGCGGAAGCACCCUUUCUUACAAAGAUCAGACUCUACGUUGUGUUUGGGUUGUCCGCCUCUCGACCCGUUCGACACAGUUAUGAGCGAAGCAUUGCCAUUAGCAGAUCAACCGCAUCUAUUGCAACCUCAUUCGAGACGUGAAGAUUUAUUCGGUAUUCCAAGACAACCGGCAACAAGUUCGAAUCCUAAUCAGUACCUCUUAGCAGGCCUACCUACGAGGCUUGGUUUAUCAGCGCGUGGUACUGACAAUCAGAAUACGGUUACACCCACGCUUAGUCAAAUCAUUCAAGGACCUGCCUCGUUCGCGCCAACAGACACGAGACGCAGUUCUGUUUCGGUUGGAGAUUCUUCGUCCUCCACAAAAUAUACGGAAAAGGCAAAGUCGUUUAAUCACACGAACGAUAAUCAUUCGCUUGUCGCGGAACAAAUCGAUCGAGCACCAAUUAUAGUUUCUACUAACAACCAAAACGACGAAGCAGCGGGAAGUGCAAAAAAUGCUAAGGAUCAAUGUAAAAUAAAUAGAAGCGUUAUUGUUAGAGCUGGAACUGUUUCGGAAACGAAUACUAGUAAACCGGGUGCACCGGAAGUACUCGUCGUAUCCACCGUUGAAACCCAAAGUGUAACAGAAGAUGUUGAUCCAGCCGGUUCGAGCCAAGAAAUAUCGGCUCACGAAACUGUCGAGACUAGUCCAGUGGAAAAUGCGAGAGCCGUUUCGUCUAUCGGAUCAAAUAUAUCUCAUAACAUUUUAUUGGGUCGUUGGAGAGUGUUGCUUGAUUUGUUUGGACGCGUUUUCAUGGAGGACGUUGGAUUGGAAGUUGGUUCUGUUGUAUCCGAGUUGGGAGGUUUUUCAGUGAAAGAAGCGAAAUUUCGUAGAGAUAUGGAAAAGCUCCGCAAUACGCAACAAAGGGAUAUUACCUUAUACAAAGUUGAACGAGAUAGAACCCAACUACUGGUGCAAACAAUGAAGGAACUAAAUACACAGUAUAAUUUAUACUAUAGGCGUGCCUCUAAUACUCCUCCGUUAGCUGUUCACCGCGUUAAAGUAACAUUCAUAGAUGAACCUGGAGAAGGUUCAGGAGUUACAAGAGGUUUUUAUACAGCAAUCGCGGAGGCAUUGCUCGCGAAUGAAAAACUGCCUAAUCUCGAAGCAGCACAAGUAGGAUCAAAAUAUACACCGUACAACGUUCUGCAAAAAUUGAAAAGUAGAGAUCGCGAUCGCGACCGCGAUCGUGACCGUGACCUGAGACGACAGAAUCCACGUUCUUCUGGAAAAUGUCGAGGUACACGUAGAGGAUUGUCUUUCGAAGCUCGUUCUUUUCAUCCAUCCGGGUCCGUCGAAGGAAGUAGUAGUACUGGACCUGGGAGUUCAUCCUCCAAUUCCCAUCCAUUGCCCGUUAGUCACCCAAUCAACGAUCAUUUGACCAUGCAUCAACAACAACUCGGGGACAGACUAUAUCCGAAAGUUUACGCAUUGAGACCCAUGUUGGCCCAAAAAAUAACUGGCAUGCUUCUGGAACUAUCCCCUGCCUAUGUGUUGAUGUUGUUAGCUUCGGAGGAUGCGCUGCGACAAAAGGUCGAAGAAGCGUUCGAAUUGAUUAGCGAUUCAGCAAAUCAACAUUUACCGAACGAGGGGCUGCUGGAUUUGGAUAUGUACAGUUUGGCUGCCCGGUGGGGAGCAAAUAAGAAGAAGAUCGAGAACAGUAUUCCGGAUGACACGGAAGAUAACGCACCUUUGUUUUAUUCACCGGGGAAGAGAGGUUUUUAUACGCCGCGGCAAGGAAGAGCCAGUUACGAACGACUGAACGCAUUUAGAAACGUGGGCAGACUCAUCGGCUUGUGUCUUCUGCAAAACGAGCUGUGCCCCAUAUUUUUGAAUCGUCACGUGAUCAAAUAUAUAUUGGGAAGACCAAUACGUUUCCAUGAUCUGGCAUUCUUCGACUCUGUAAUUUACGAAAGCCUGAGGCAGCUCGUUAUCGACUCCGAGACCAAGGAUAGUAACAGUUUAUUUUCUGCUCUUGAUCUCACGUUCAGUAUUGACUUAUGCCCCGAAGAAGGAGGGGGAUCAAUCGAAUUAAUACCCAACGGUCGUGACAUAGAAGUAACAGCGUGCAACGUUUACGAUUACGUUCGAAAAUAUGCCGAAGUUCGUAUGAUUAAAGUACAAGAGAAAGCAUUACAUGCGAUGAGAGAAGGAGUGUUCGAUGUUCUUCCGGAAGGAGCGUUCGACGGCUUAACGUCCGAAGAUCUAAGACUUCUUUUGAACGGAGUCGGCGAUAUCAACGUUUCCGUUCUUAUAUCUUACACCUCGUUCAAUGACGAAUCAGGAGAAUCUGUGGAUAGAUUAGCCAAGUUUAAACGAUGGUUGUGGUCUACCGUCGAGAAAAUGUCACACACAGAACGCCAGGAUUUGGUAUACUUUUGGACAGGAUCUCCAGCAUUACCGGCGAGCGAAGACGGUUUCCAACCAAUGCCAAGUGUAACAUUACGGCCAGCAGAUGAUGCACAUCUACCAACUGCAAAUACAUGUAUCUCUCGACUAUACGUUCCAUUGUACAGCUCUCGCCACGUAUUAAGACAUAAACUACUAAUUGCUAUUAAG
Molecule: messenger RNA, 8904 nt
Organism: Megalopta genalis
Lineage: Eukaryota; Metazoa; Arthropoda; Insecta; Hymenoptera; Halictidae
Gene: hyd
Product: E3 ubiquitin-protein ligase hyd
Biological process (GO): protein polyubiquitination; positive regulation of canonical Wnt signaling pathway
Cellular component (GO): nucleus; cytoplasm
Molecular function (GO): ubiquitin binding; zinc ion binding; RNA binding
Source: RefSeq, a predicted model, not a curated record